AUGACAACAUCGAGGGCCGAAGCCGAAAUACAGCAGUUUGUGGCGAGCACACCGAAGUCGAAGUCGCUGCAGGAUGAGGCGGCGCAGUACCUGCCGGGCGGCAGCUCGCGCGGCACGGCGUAUUUCGCGCCCUACCCGACAUUCGUUGACCACGCGAAGGGGCACUAUGUCUAUGAUGUCGAUGGCAACCGCUACCUCGACUUCAUGAUUAACGCUACUACGCACAUCAUGGGGCAUGCGCAUCCCGAAAUCGUUGAGGUUCUUCAGGAGCAGGCGGAGCGGGGCAACUCGUUCAGCGGGCCCACUGAGGCGCAGGUGCGACUUGCGAAGAAUUUGUGCGAGCGCGUUCCCUCCCUGGAGACGGUGCGCUUCACGAACUCCGGCACAGAGGGGACGAUGAUGGCGAUUCGCGGCGCGCGCGCCUUCACGGGGAAGCACAAGAUCGCCAAGUUCGAGGGCGGCUAUCACGGCUCGCACGAAUAUGUGUCGGUGAGCGUGAGACCUGCUGCCGAGGAUCUCGGUCCCGAUGCCACGAUUCCCGUUCCAGAGCAUCCGGGGCAGCCCCCUAGCAUCACCGAGGAUGUCAUCACGCUGCCAUAUAACGACCUUGCGACUUCUGAGCGCAUCAUCCGUGAGCACGGCGAUGAACUCGCCUGCGUCAUCAUGGAGGUGGUGUCGUCAAGUUUCGGUUAUCUGGAGGGGGACGAAGACUUCUUGCGGGGCAUGCGGGCGGUCACGGAGGAGCUGGGCAUCGUGCUAAUCUUUGAUGAGGUGCAGAGCUUCAGGGUGUCUCCGGGCGGAGCGCAGGAGAUGUUCGGCGUGAUACCUGAUAUGACGACAUUCGGCAAGAUAAUCGGGGGCGGCAUGCCGGUGGGCGCAUGGGGCGGCAGGCGCGACAUCAUGGCGCUUUUCGAUCCCAGUGAGGGCGCGCCUCUUGCGCAUGCGGGCACUUUCAACGCGAACCCUAUGACGAUGGUCGCGGGCGAGGUGGUGAUGAACCACCUGACGCCUGAUGUGUAUGAGCGCAUGAACGCGCUGGGCGAGACGCUGCGCGCCAAGCUGCGGGCGGUGUUCGACGAGCUUGAGGUGCCGGCGCAGGUAACGGGCGUGGCGUCGCUGUUCGGUAUCCAUUUCACGGACAAGGAGAUCGUUGACUAUCGCUCGGCUCUUAGCAGCGACGGCGAUAUGACGAAGGCGCUGUUCACGGGGCUGCUGAAUGAGGGCAUCCUGAUUCAGACGGGCGGCGCGGGCGCGCUGAACACGCUGACGACAGAUGAAGAGGUGGACGCGCUGGUGGACGGCUAUAAGGCGGGUGGUGCACGCGGUGUGAGGUAA
Molecule: messenger RNA, 1335 nt
Organism: Geodia barretti
Lineage: Eukaryota; Metazoa; Porifera; Demospongiae; Tetractinellida; Geodiidae
Source: the annotation of a GenBank genome assembly